Molecule: messenger RNA, 2136 nt
Organism: Athene cunicularia (burrowing owl)
Lineage: Eukaryota; Metazoa; Chordata; Aves; Strigiformes; Strigidae
Gene: RIT2
Product: Ras like without CAAX 2
Exons: 5
Coding region: 219-872 (217 amino acids)
Biological process (GO): Ras protein signal transduction; positive regulation of neuron projection development
Cellular component (GO): plasma membrane
Molecular function (GO): GTP binding; GTPase activity; calmodulin binding
Source: RefSeq, a predicted model, not a curated record
UUGGAAGCUGUUAAAGUGGUUGCUAUGAGACCUUCUCCAGCUAACAGAGGCACAGCAGCGAGUGUGAGGCUGAUAAAUCGUACCUCUUGCAUUAUACCUUUCUUUUCUGCCUUUUUUUUUUUUUCCUUAGCAAAGCUUUUAUAGUUGUUUAAGAUCAGAGAAAGCACCUGCCAGUUGCUUUUUCUUCCCUUUUGCUCCAUUCUUCUGCCUCGUGCAAGAUGGAGCUAGAAAAUGAAAUGAUCAGCUCCUCCAGCAAUUCUUCAGCAGGCUCCAGAGAGUACAAGGUGGUGAUGCUAGGAGCAGGGGGAGUUGGCAAAAGCGCAAUGACAAUGCAGUUCAUAAGCCAUCGGUUCCCUGACUAUCAUGAUCCAACUAUAGAGGAUGCCUAUAAAACUCAAGUCCGAAUUGAUGAUGAACCAGCCUAUUUGGACAUUCUAGACACUGCCGGACAGGCAGAAUUCACAGCCAUGAGGGACCAAUACAUGCGAGGUGGAGAAGGUUUCAUUAUCUGCUAUUCCAUCACGGAUCGUCAAUCUUUUCAAGAAGCUGCUGAGUUUAAGGAACUCAUUUAUCGUGUCCGGCAUACCUAUGACAUCCCCUUGGUGCUGGUAGGAAACAAAAUAGAUCUGGAAGAGUUCAGACAGGUUUCAACUGAGGAAGGAAUGAGCUUAGCCAGAGAAUACUCCUGCUCCUUUUUUGAGACUUCAGCUGCCCUCCGCUUCUACAUUGAUGAUGUCUUUCAUGGACUAGUGAGGGAAAUCCGAAGGAAAGAGUCCUCAUUGCCUAUGGUAGAGAAGAAAAUGAAGAGGAAGGAUAGUCUGUGGCGGAAACUGAAAGGAUCCCUGAAGAAAAAAAAAGAGAGUACAACCUGAUGGCAGUUCCCCAUGAGCCACCCACCAGGAGCUGACCACAACAACCUGUAACAUUUCAGAAAGACAGCAUUGACACAGCAUCUUCCAGAUCAUGUCCUGGAGUUCCUUCCCUUCAGCCCUCCUGCAGAAGUAGCUCCUUGAAGGCCCAAUUCAUGGUUGCCCUGUGGCUCCUCUGUAUUAUAAAUAAAGUCACUUAACAUACCCUCUCAUUCCUUCUCUGCAAAUCUGAGUGGAGAAAAUACUGUGGUUUUUUAACUGUGGUCCCUGGCUGGUCUUCAAAUGCCAGGAGUUAAGCCAGCAUCCAAGGUAGAAACAAUUUCCACUAGCUUUAGAACAAGGGAUGCACUUAUUGCCUCCUAUCUACAUGCAUGGAUCAUUUUGCCAUCCCAGGAAUGAAUAACAAUGAUUUCAAUGAACAUUUUGACUCUCUAAGGACUUUGGGAUUUGACCUUCAGCUUUGCAUUCACAUGUAGGUUUAGGGUUAGACUAUGCUCAGCCCACACACACAUGUCUGUGUGCGAAUAUGUGUCUGUGUGAACCAGGCCCAAAGGGAAUGCUAGGGCUCCUGAUUUUGACCCUGUAGAGCCCUAACAUCAUCGUGUCCUUUCCAUUUAACCAGAAAGUUCAGCAAGCAUGGCACAAGUCAUGCACCAGCCGUUUGGAGGCUACAGGGCUACUGCUCUGUCUCCUCUGCUUAUCAGUCACCAAGAUUAAAUAGCAGAGGUGCUGUGUCCUACAGACAUGCAGUACAUUUAAAUCAUAGAAUUGGGUUGGAAAGUAUCUUUAAAGGUCAUCUAGUCCAACCUUCAUGCAAUAAGCAGGAACAUCUUCAACUAGAUCAGGUUGCUCAGAGCCUUGUUCAACCUGACCUUGAAGGUUUCCAGGUAUGAAGCAUCUAUUACACCUCUGGAAAAUCUGUUCCAGUUUUCCACCAUCAGCCACACUCCUGCAUACCACCAAGGAGCACACAAAAGCACUGUCUGAUGCUUCCCAGAGCCCUCCCUAGAGCAGUGCAGCUCUGUCCCAGCACACAACAUCUGUGAUGUAGCAUUCAGCCCUUGACUUACUAGAGAGAAUCAGGUCAGUCACCAACUUUUGCAGUCCUUGACCAUCCAAGUGAAUCAUUUGAUAGAUCAGUUGGACAGGUCUUUUAAAUACCCCUUUUUAAAGCUGGCAUGAAGUUUAGAGUAUAAUCACAUUGACCUUUUUUUUUUUUUUUUUUUCUCCACAAACUUCUUUUAUUAUUGACUUUAUUUACAAUUAA